This is a messenger RNA of Syzygium oleosum, 9425 nucleotides long. RefSeq lists its product as uncharacterized. Lineage: Eukaryota; Viridiplantae; Streptophyta; Magnoliopsida; Myrtales; Myrtaceae. The record is from RefSeq and is a predicted model, not a curated record. Gene Ontology annotation, molecular function: ATP binding; hydrolase activity; protein binding. The transcript is spliced from 13 exons. Bases 385 to 9081 code for a protein of 2898 amino acids.
UCCUGAACAAGAGACCUGUAUUCACCGAAAUGAGAUAUAUAACCAGAAAAGCUGAAAGCAUCAGAUGAAUCCGUGCAAUAAUAAAGUCAUCAGACACUGCAUGGAAGGCGAAAACACGACCCACCCCGUCUUUUGACGUUUCAAAGGACAUCGAGUGCUGCUUUUGAGCUUGCAACCACGAUCCCUUUCCCUUUCCGAAGUCAAUCUUCGUCUUCGCCGUGAAGAAUGUUCACUUCGGAGUUCAAAAUGGGACUGAUGAUGAGUGUAGCUUGCCCCUUUUUUUGUCUCGCAAGUUUCUUGAGACCUGGAGAGUGAUUUUUCCCUGGUGUUUUGGUACGUGGGUUCAGGUGGGGCUUGAGAGUGAGCACAAACAGAGUGUUGCGUAUGGAGAAAGCAGAGGGUGGUUUGAGCAGCAAGAGAACAAGGGACAAUCCCAGUGACCUGACUGCUACUGUCUUCUCUUGGUCUCUUCACGACAUUUUCAACGAAAACCUCUACCAUGACCAGGUGGAGACUAUACCGGAGACAUUUAAGUCGGUCCGGCAGUAUCUUGGAUCGUAUGUCUACCCUUUACUGGAAGAAACACGGGCGAGUCUGUGCUCGAGGUUGGAAGAUAUUUCUGUGCUGCCUUUCGCCAAGGUUACUGACUUUGUGGAAUGCAAGAGAAGUAAAAACUCAUAUGCUGUCAAGGCCGGUCAGUGGAACAAUGAAUCCAACACUCGUGGCAAUGAAACUUACAAAACUUUUCCUGGAGAUAUCUUGAUUUUAACUGAUGCUAAGCUGGAAACUGUUCCUGACUUGGAGAGGUUCGGAAGAAGAUGGGUGUUCGCAUCGGUAAUGAUGAUUGGAGAAGAUGACAAAGAGGAUGAGGCAACGUCAUCCAAAAACUUUAAAGUGAAGGCAUUAUUGGACCAUGAAGUAGAUAAUUCCUGGAAGCCAAUGUAUGUGAUUUUCCUGAUAAAUAUAGUCACUAACAGUAGGAUAUGGAACGCGUUGCAUAUGGUUCCGAACUUAGAUAUUGUGAAGGAAGUUCUCUGCACGGAUUUGGGGGCUGAUAAAGUUUCCAAUCUCUGUAUUAAAAAAGGUGAUGGUUCUGGGAGUGAGAGCCUUGACAAGAGAUUGUGCCAUGAUCUGAAUGAAUCCCAAAUAAAAGCAGUUGGCGCCUGUCUCAAUAAACUCCAAUACAAGAACAAGCCAUCUGUCGAACUGAUAUGGGGUCCUCCUGGAGCUGGGAAAACUAAAACUGUCGCUACACUGCUAUUUACUCUCUUAAAAAGGAAACAUAGAACCAUUGUUUGUGCUCCUACAGAUGUUGCCAUCAAGGAAGUGGCAUCUCGUGUUUUAAAGCUGCUAAAGGAAUCAGAUAGUGGUAUAAGCACCGAAACGGAAAGUUUGCUCUGUUACUUUGGAGACAUGCUUAUUUUUGGGAACAAGGAGCAGCUGAAAGUUGAUUCCGACAUUGAAGAAAUAUACUUGGAACACCGUGUAGAUUGUGUUGCUGAGUGCUUUUCUAAAGACACUAGUUGGCAUCAGUGUCUAACUUCCAUGAUAGAUACUCUUGCCGACUGUGUCCGUAAGUACCACAUAUUUUUGGAAAACAAACACACAAAAAGAUGGAAACCAGGAAGUGAUGAUGAUGGGAGCAAAUGCGGAAGCAGUGAAGAAGAUGGUAACUGUGAGCUUAAAUCAUUUCUUGAGUUUUUCAGGGACCGGUUCAAGGCAAUUCUCCAGCCCCUGCGGAGAUGCCUCUUUAUUUUCUGUACUCAUAUAUCCAGAACUAAUUUCCAGAAUAUUACAUCCCUCCUUACCUUACUUGAUUCUUUUGAAACUUUAUUAUGUGGAGAGAAGUUGGAUUCAGAGAAGAUGGAGAUAACUCUUUCACGUGAUGAACUUAGCCUGUUUUCAUUUGAGAUGUCUAUGGGUCCACUAUAUAAUUUAUAUAUGAAGAGACAGGAAUGCCUUUCCAUGUUGCUAACUGUUCGUGAUUCUCUGAAGGAUCUAAAACUUCCAAACUUUAUGAGUAAGGCCAUGAUAGCUGACUUCUGUUAUCGACAUGCUUCCCUGAUUUUUUGCACUGCUUCUAGUUCAUAUAAGCUGUACUCAGUGGAAAUGGAGCCUCUCAAUUUACUGGUAAUCGAUGAGGCAGCCCAGUUGAAAGAAUGCGAGUCAGUAAUUCCUCUGCAACUCCCUGGUGUCAAGCAUCUGAUUUUAGUUGGAGACGAGUGUCAGUUGUCUGCUAUGGUCGAAAGCAAGGUUUCUAGCAGGGCUGGCUUUGGAAGGAGUCUGUUUGAACGAUUGAGUUCACUGGGUUAUUCAAAGCAACUUCUCAAUAUACAGUACCGGAUGCAUCCAUCAAUAAGUCUGUUUCCGACUUCAAACUUUUAUCAAAACCAAAUUUUGGACGGGCCAAAUGUGAAGAGCAAAAGUUACAGGAAAAGUCAUUUGGCAUGGCCGAUGUUUGGCCCUUACUCGUUCAUAAAUAUUCCUGAUGGACGAGAACAAAUUGGUGAUGGUGGCUGUAGCCUUAGAAACCCUGUUGAGGUGGAAGUUAUCUCGACGAUAUUGAGGAAUCUGUACAGAGCUUGGGAUGGGUCAGAAGAUCUGACAGUAGGUGUCAUAUCUCCCUUCACAGCUCAGGUUGCUGCAAUUCAAGCUAAACUUGGAAAAAAGUACGAAAAUAUCAAGGGCUUUACAGUCAAGGUGAAGUCAGUGGAUGGAUUCCAAGGGGGUGAAGAAGGCAUUGUUAUAAUAUCCACCGUAAGAUCAAACUCGCACGGGACUAUUGGGUUCUUGUCCAAUACUAAGAGAACCAAUGUUGCUCUUACCAGGGCCAGGUAUUGUCUGUGGAUUGUGGGAAAUGGGAAAACACUGACAAAAAGCAAAUCUGUGUGGGAAGCUUUGGUGGACGAUGCUAAGAGUCGUGGAUGUUUCUUCAAUGUUGAUGAUGACACGGACUUGGUUAAAGCCAUCUUAGAUGCGAAGAAAGAGAAUAAUCAGCUUGAUGAUCUGCUUGACAGAAGCAGUGUACUUUUCAGAAAUGCUAGGUGGAAGGUUCUUUUCUGUGACAACUUCCUGAAGUCUUUCAGAAAUCUGACAUCGCCCAGGACAAAGAUGUCAAUCAUCAACCUUCUGUCAAAACUAUCCAGUGGCUGGAGACCAAAGAAGGGGAAUGUGGAGAUAACUUGUGAACGCUCAUCUCAUAUCGUAAGAAAAUUUAAGGCUGAAGGUGUCUAUGUCUUAUGCACGAUUGAUAUUGUAAAGGAACUGAGAUACAUCCAAAUCCUGAAGAUAUGGGAUGUAUUGCCUUUAGAGGAUGUGGCAAAAUUGGUCAAACGUUUGGACAGCAUAUUCGAGACAUAUAGUGAUGAUUUUAUUAGUCGUUGCAAUGAGAAAUUCAUUGAGGGGGCUCAGGAAGUUCCGAAGACCUGGCCUUUUGAUGUUGUCCGCUAUCGAAGUCCUAGUGAAGAUCAAUUUGGUAGUAGUUCUGAUGCUGAUGCUUCAGAUCAUAGGUUGUAUGCAGAGAAUGCGAGAGUGACCAAGAGUUUGUUUCUGAUGAAAUUCUACCCCUUAUCAACUGAUGUCAGCCAUUUGCACAAUGAUGGUGAUAGCAACGAAGCGAUUCUUCCAUUUGAAGUAACAGAGCAAGAACAAGAGAUAAUUCUUUUCCCCAGAAGUACUUUUAUACUUGGGCGAUCUGGAACUGGAAAAACUACGGUCCUGACAAUGAAGUUGUUUAGAAACGAGAAACUGCAUGAUGAAGCAACCAAGGGAUUUCAGGAAAUCCAAAGUGGUAUCAGCCUCAGCAAAGAUGCCUACCCAGAAAUCAAUGUUGAGGAAAUCGGUGAAGGAGCAGAGGAUUGUGUAUUGCGCCAGCUUUUUGUGACUGUCAGUGCAAAAUUAUGUUUUGCGAUCAGACAACAUAUAUCUCAACUUAGAAGCUCCAGCAUUGGUGCAAAACAUAGAGUAGAAAGCUCCUCAGUUGAUGAGAUUGUUGAUGAUGCAGCACUAUUCAAGGAUAUCCCGGAUUCAUUCGAAGAUAUAUCUCCCAACUCUUAUCCCCUUAUUAUAACUUUUCGUAAGUUUCUGAUGAUGCUAGAUGGAACAGUUGGGGUUUCGUUCUUUGAAAGGUUCCCCGAUCUAAGGGAGUUUUGUCAUGGCCAAUCCUACAAUUCUAGACCAGUUGCCUUACAAAGUCUUCUAAGAGCAAAGGAGGUUACUUAUGAAAAGUUUUGUGCAGUUUAUUGGCCUCACUUCAAUGACAAGAUAAGGAGGCGGCUUGAUCCUUCCAGAGUCUUCACUGAAAUAAUGUCCCACAUAAAGGGUGGUCUUCAACCAGCAGAUUGUUGUGAUGGCAAACUUGACAGAUUAGCUUAUGUUUCACUUUCAGGGGGUCGUGUCUCGACUCUGAGUAUUCAGAGAAGAGAAGAAAUUUAUGAUGCUUUUGAGGAUUAUGAAAAGGUGAAAAUGAAAAAUGAUGAAUUUGAUUUGGCCGAUCUUGUCAAUGAUCUUCAUCGCCGUCUUUUUCGUGAACAGUUUACUGGUAAAGUGGUGGAUUUUGUAUAUAUUGAUGAAGUGCAGGAUCUCACCAUGAGGCAAAUUUCACUGUUCAAAUAUAUCUGUAGAAAUGUUAAUGAAGGCUUUGUGUUUUCGGGCGACACUGCACAGACUAUUUCUAGGGGAAUAGACUUCAGGUUUGAAGACAUAAGGUCCCUUUUCUACAAAGAGUUCUUGAUAGAUUCAAAGGAUGGACCUGAUAUCAGAAUGGAAAAGGGAUGUCUUUCCAAAACUUUCCAUUUGAGCCAGAACUUCCGCACUCAUGCUGGUAUCCUCAAACUGGCUCAGAGCGUUGUUGACCUUCUUUACCAUUUUUUCCCUUUAUCCGUUGAUGCUUUGAGCCCCGAAACUAGCUCUUUAUGUGGGGAAGCCCCAAUUUUACUUGAAUCGGAGAAUGAUGGAAGUGCCAUACUGUCAAUUUUUGGUUACAGUAAUGUUGGUGGUAAUUUCGUUGGCUUUGGAGCAGAGCAGGUUAUUUUGGUUCGAGAUGAUCAAUCUCGAAAUGAAGUUUCAAACCUUGUGGGAGGGCAAGCCCUAGUUCUGACUAUAUCGGAGUGCAAGGGGUUGGAAUUUCAGGACGUCUUAUUGUACAACUUUUUUGGCACAUCACCUCUGAAAAGUCAAUGGAGAGUCAUUUAUGGAUACAUGAAGGAGCAAGCUUUGCUUGAUAACAGCUCUAAGUGGUCUUCCCCAAGUUUCGAUGAUGGUAAGCACAAUAUGUUAUGCUCUGAAAUGAAGCACUUGUAUGUUGCAAUAACUCGGACAAGGCAAAGAUUGUGGAUUUGUGAAAAUGCCCUGGAGUUCUCUAAACCAAUGUUCGACUACUGGAAGAAGAAGUGCCUUAUUCAAGUUAAGCUGGUAGAUCAGGCCCUUGCAGAAGCAAUGCAGGUCAGGAGCACGCCAGAGGAGUGGAAGUCACAAGGUUAUAAGCUCUUACGUAAGGGUAACUACCGAAUGGCAAUAAUGUGCUUUGGACGAGCAAGGUACACAUACGGGGAGAAAUUGGCUAAGGCCUCUGCUAUGAAAGCAGAUGCAGAUCUCAAGCACGUUUUAAGUUCACAAGAGGCUUCUGAUCUUCGAAGGCAGGCUGCUGAGAUUUAUGAAACAAUUGGAAUGGCCGACUUUGCGGCGGAGUGUUUCUACUUGUUAAAGGAAUACGAGAAAGCAGGUAGAAUAUACAUGGAAAAAUCUGGAGAAUCUGCGUUGGAGAAAGCUGGAGACUGUUUUUCUCUAGCUGGGUGCUACACUCUUGCGGCGGAGGUGUACGCAAGGGGAAAUAUUUUCUCCAAGUGCUUGUCCAUUUGUGCCAAAGGAAAACUCUUUGAAAUAGGUCUGCAAUACAUCGAGGAUUGGAGAAGGCAGGGAAAUGAGAACAGUAUAAUAAUAAAGAAAAGUAAAGAAAUAGAGAAAUUGGAACACGACUUUUUAGAGAGUUGUGCCGUUCAUUACUAUGACCUCGGAGACUACAGGGCCAUGAUGAAGUAUGUGAAGGCUUUUCAUUGCAUCGAUUCAAUGCAAAACUUACUCGAGGGCCUGGGAUGCCUUGAUGAACUUAUCAGUUUGGAGGAAGACUGUGGUAACUUUUCGGAGGUGGCGAAUUUUAUAAGGAUGAAAGGUGAUAUACUUGGGAAGAGCAAACAAAGCAAAGAAGCGUCAAUGAAGGAAUACGAGAAAGCUGGUAGAAUAUACAUGGAAAAAUGUGGAGAAUCUGCAUUGGAGAAAGCUGGAGACUGUUUUUCUCUAGCUGGGCGCUACAGUCUUGCGGCGGAGGCGUAUGCAACGGGAAAUAUUUUCUCCAAGUGCUUGACCAUUUGUGCCGAAGGAAAACUCUUUGAAAUGGGUCUGCAAUACAUCGAGGAUUGGAGAAGGCAGGGAAAUGAGAACAACGUAAUAAUGAAGAAAAGUAAAGAAAUAGAGAAAUUGGAACACGAUUUUUUAGAGAGUUGUGCCGUUCUUUACUAUGACCUCAGAGACUACAGGGCCAUGAUGAAGUAUGUGAAGGCUUUUCAUUGCAUCGAUUCAAUGCGAAACUUACUUGAGAGGCUGGGAUGCCUUGAUGAACUUAUCAGUUUGGAGGAAGACUUUGGUAACUUUUCAGUGGCGGCGAAGAUUGUGAGGAAGAAAGGUGACAUCCUUCGUGAGGCUGAUCUACUUGGAAAGAGUGGACAAAACAAAGAAGCGUCGAUGAAUAUCCUGUGGUACGUGUUAUUCUAUUCCCUUUGGGCUCCUGGAAGCAAAGGGUGGCCCUUGAAGCAGUUUGCACAAAAGGAGGAGCUGGUAGCAAAAGCCAAACAUCUCGCAAAGCCUGAGCCUAUUGCCUUCUUCGAACAUGUUUCUGUAGAAUCGAGCAUUCUGUUAAACGAACAGAGCAGUUUGGCUGAAAUGAAAGAACAUUUUAGUGCUUCCAGGAGAAAUGGAAGUGUCAGAGGUGAAAUACUAUGCGCUAGAAAUAUUCUGGACUUCCAUCUUCGUCAAAAUAUCUCUAAUUUUUGUUGGGAAUACGAUUGGCUGGUCGACCCAAUGGAGUAUUCUGAACCACAGAUCUUGGGGAAUCUGAUUUCCAUUGACUCAUUGGUCUGCUUUUGGAAUCUUUGGAGAGAGAAGAUAGUUAGAAUUAUAAAGUGUGUAGGAUGUGCGGAGAUGGAGGAAACGGAAAAUAGGUGCUGUUGGGAGUUCUGUUUGAAUUACUUUGGUGUUCUGGAGCAAUGGAACAACAUGCAAAGAACUUAUCACCUUCUAAACCCAGAUGCUGAUUGGGUCAGAAACAUAGGCAAUGGGCAAUUGGUUGCUUUGGAGCAUCGACAAUUGGUCUCUGCCGCGCGAAAGUAUUGGUAUUCUGAGCUUACUUCUGUUGGUAUGGAGCUCCUGCACAAAUUGGAUGCACUUUAUCUGUUUUUGGCAAAGAGUUCUCUGUCGAACUUCUGGCAAAGCAGAUGUCUUGCUCUCUUACAUGAGGUUGCAAAGUUCCUUCAAGAACUCAAUUGUCCCAAUCCCUCCUUCCGGGAUGGUGAGGCAUUGGAGGGUUUCAUUAACACAUCCAGUAGGAGGUACUUUAGUCACAUAUUUCCUCUUGACUGGCGAAUAUCAUCGGCAGAGAAUAUGAUAUCUCUAAGAGGAAGUGAGGCUCCUCGUAAUUUUCUGAGAAAAACGAUGAACCUGAAAAUUUUGGAGGAGCAUUUUUCACAUGGGAAGAUGGGUGAGCUUGCGACUUUGGUUCUUGGGUCUGGAAUGCUCGACAAUGAUUUGUACAGAAAAAUUGCAAAAUCUUUUGAAGGAAAUACGUCAUGGGAGGCAUUCAUGGAAUGCGUUUGUCGGGAUGUAGCAUCAGACCUUCCUCAGGCGAGCGAUGGACCCAUGGAAAUCUCUUUGGCUUGGAACCUUUAUGGAGCUUUAGCAGAUACUUGCAAUGCCAAUUGGAGGACUGAAAGAGACUACAUCACACCAAUUUGCUUCUUUUAUCUCUUGGAACGACUUUUGAUUUUGUUAUCUUGCUCCAAAGGGCAGUUUUAUGCAACCAAGUCUUCUCUAGUUGAAUGGCUUAUCUGCCAUGAAGGUUUAGCAAAGGGUAACUUCAGUUUCAACCCAGGAAAUUGUUUGGAGCCCAUCAUUGGGUUUCUUAUUUGCACUAUUGAGCAGCUACUUUGCAAUAAGGAUGAAACCAGAGAAUGGAUCAAAAGAUCAAACCUAAAUGUGACGGAGUACUACCCACUGUUGGUCUUGAAGUUGGUUCUGUUGGUUUGUUUGCUUCACUUAAAUUUUGGCUUCAGUCCAUAUUUGCUCGAUGAUUUGCAGGGAAAGAGUUGGAUUUCUGAGCAAUUACCUCCGGAGUUUCUUCGUAUUCUUUCACAUUGCCAGAAGAGGAACUUACGGAAAACUUCAGUUGGUGUUCUCGCUGAAGCAUUCGAUAAAGUUGACGAUCCCCUCGUAAUUACCAAUUUGGCUGAAGAUUGUUCCAAUUUCUUAUGUCCCCAUGCCAUCAUUUUAGACGUGAAGUCAAACAAAUGCAAGGAAGAGAUUAUGAAAGUUUUAUUCCCUAAAGAUGGAAGCGCUGUGAGCUCUUGCAAGUUGCAAGAGCUCACUGAAGUACCCGAGGAUUCCUCAUCAUCUUCCAACAGUGUUCCAGCACCAGUUGUGCAUUUGGUUGGUGCAAACACGUUGUCUUUGGAGUGUGACCAAUCAUCGAAAAGGUUGGAUUCAUUAGAGGCAGCAACUAAUGCAAAGGAUGAGUGGAUGGAACAUGUCACUACUGCCUCGACAAUGGAGGUGAUUCAAAGUCCUUGUACUAUUACAUCCUGUCUUGACUGUGAAGCAAGCAAUUCUGCCCCGGUGAACCAUACGUCGCUGGGACACGAGUUGGGCUUAGUGAAUGAAGAAGAGAAGAGCGAAAUCGUGGAAGGUAAAAAAACCUAUGAUGUGAAUAGGCACUUGUUAAUGGCCCUUGGGGCUGGGGUGGCCCUUGGGGCUGGGGCGCUUGUUUUCCUGAUGUGGAAAUCAGGAAGAAGAAGAAGGGCAAUCGCAAGAAGGUAAGCAAAAUAGAAAGGAAGAGGCAAUAAGAGAUGAACCCUCUCUUCAUUUUCCGAGAUAUAGUUUUUGAUUGAAAAUUGUAUGUUGUUAUAAUCUACAAGUAAUCCACAUUCUUGUAAAUGCAUGUGGAACUUUAGUAAAAUAGUUCUUACAAUUGAAGAAAGACCAGAUCUCCCAGACAGGAAGCUCAUUACUCUAUACAUUUCCUGAAGUUCUAGUGGUGAAUAGUCAUGAAAAUAUACUGUCCCUUACUUGGCUGCAGAUUAUUGUUCCUUCCUUUUUACCUCUCUGAACCUUUAAUUCUUUCGUGCCUCGGGAUAGCUCGAAUGCUGUUAAAGAAUGAGAAA